This is a messenger RNA of Dacryopinax primogenitus, 1707 nucleotides long. RefSeq names its product protein disulfide isomerase. The transcript has a single exon. The coding region runs from base 82 to 1605 and encodes 507 amino acids. Gene Ontology annotation, cellular component: endoplasmic reticulum. NCBI's taxonomy places the organism in Eukaryota, Fungi, Basidiomycota, Dacrymycetes, Dacrymycetales, Dacrymycetaceae. Gene Ontology annotation, molecular function: protein disulfide isomerase activity. Gene Ontology annotation, biological process: response to endoplasmic reticulum stress; protein folding. The record is from RefSeq and is a predicted model, not a curated record.
CCAUCUUCAACUACUACGUCCACUACCUCCACUACCUCAAAAGUAUUCAUACAACGGCCUCAAGAACGAAAAGCGUACAAGAUGCGCGCCCUAUCCCUCCUUUUGGCACUUAGCGCUUUCGUCCAAGCCGAAGACACCAGCGCGUCCGACGUGCUCUCCCUCACCUCCGAAUCCUUCUCCACAAUCAGAACCGAGCCUCUCGUCCUCGUCGAGUUCUUCGCUCCCUGGUGCGGGCACUGUAAAGCCCUUGCGCCGCACUACGAAGAAGCUGCGACGCAGCUCAAGGAGAAGGGGAUCAAGCUCGCCAAAGUGGACUGUGUCGCUCAGGGGGACCUGUGCCAGGAAUACGGCGUGGCAGGGUAUCCCACCCUCAAGGUUUUCCGCAAUGGGACGCCGGCGGAGUAUGCGGGGAAUAGGAAGACAGAGGGAAUCGUCAGUUAUAUGAUUAAGCAGUCUUUGCCUGCUGUUACGGAUGUGACACUGGCGAUGCAUGACGAGUUUACGCAUGAGGACCGGGUCGUCCUCAUCGCUUAUGUCGAGAGCGCAACUGCUCCCCCCGCACCGGUGUUCUCCGCUGUCGCCGAGGCGCACAGGGACGACUACCUGUUCGGGAUGUCUACCAACCCGGCUGUCGCCAGUUCCGCAGGAGUUACCCCGCCCGCGAUUGUCCUAUACAAAAAGUUCGACGAAGGCCGGGACGACCUGCCUUCCUCUGGGAUCGAGAGCCUGGAGCAGGAAGCGCUGGAGCAGUGGAUCGAGGAUAAGAGCGUGGCGCUGUUUGACGAGAUCAGCGGGGAGAACUAUGGGAAGUACGCUCAGGCAGAACUGCCUAUCGCCUACGUCUUCCUCGACCCGGCGGACGAAGCCGUCAAGGCCCGUAUCACCGAGUCCGUCACACCCCUAGCGAAGGAGUUUCAUGGCCGGGUAAACUUUGUCUGGAUCGACGGGAACAAGUUUGCGGAUCAUGCGAAGAACUUGAACGUAAAAGAACCCCACUGGCCGGCGUUUGUCAUCCAGGACCUGAAGGAGAACUCAAAGUUCCCUCUGGACCCUGCGCUGCCCGUGGAUGGGACGACGAUGCGCGAGCUUACAGCCGGGUUCCUGGACGGGAGUGUCAAGCCUACGCUCAAGAGCCAGCCGAUCCCCGAGAGUCAGGAGGAGGACGUGUACGUGCUCGUCACGGAUGAGUUUGACAAAAUCGUCAACGAUGAAGAGCGGGACGUGUUUGUCGAGUUCUACGCUCCAUGGUGCGGGCAUUGUAAGCGGCUUGCCCCGACCUGGGAAGCUUUGGGCCAGAAAUUCGCCUCGCACAAGGACAAGAUCCUUAUUGCCAAAAUGGAUGCUACGGAAAACGACGUCCCUCCUUCAGCUGGGUUCCAAGUCCAAAGUUUCCCGACGAUCAAGUUCAAGCCUGCGGGAGGGGCGUUUGUGGAUUAUGAGGGAGAUAGGAGUUUGGAGAGCUUGGAGGAGUUUGUGGAGCAGAGGAUGAGGAAUAGGUUUACUGCUGCUUCGGAGGGCUUGCUGGCGAAGGGAGCGGCUCAGACGGUGUUGGCUCAGGAAGCGGCUCAGACGCCGUUGGCCCAGGAGGGACAUGACGAGCUGUGAGCUGUGAGCUCGAGUGUGGGGGAUGUAGAACGGACUGCGGAGUAUUUGUGGUUGUGGUUGUGCAUGGUGUUGACACCGCGUUUUCUAUAUUUUUGAUACAGC